AUGCCUGAACUGCCUGAAGUGGAAGAGACUGCCAGGCUAGUCAGGAACACCACAUUAGGGAAGACGAUACGGUCCGUGGACACCCAAGAGGACGCUAUAGUCUUCACAGGGAUAACACACGAAGAAUUUGCAAAUGAAGUUACCGGCCGGAAGGUGAAGAAUGUAGGCAGAUAUGGGAAAUUUUUCUACAUGGAGCUGGAUGGUAAAGGUCGGAUGCCCGUGUUACACUUAGGCAUGACGGGUAUGAUUCAAGUUAAAGGGCUACCGCCGAUCCUAUAUAAAGAGGGCAAGAAGAAGACAUCUACGCAGUGGCCUCCGAAGUUUAUGAAGUUUAUCAUGCAUCUCGGCGACGAUUCGGAAACUGGAGUUGAGCUAGCGUUCUUGGAUCCCAGGCGCCUUGGUCGAAUCCGUCUCCGUACUUCACCAUUAACAGAACCACCCAUCUCGACCCUGGGAUUCGAUCCAGUGUUAUCGAUGCCUUCACUAGACUCGCUCACACCUCUAGUCACUAAGCGGAGGUGUACCAUCAAAGCAUUGCUUCUGGACCAGACAUUCAGCGCCGGCGUAGGGAAUUGGGUCGCAGAUGAGGUGUUGUACCAUGCAAGGAUACACCCGGAGCAACGGUGCGACACCCUCACGCCAGAGCAGCUUCUUGCAUUGCACGCACAGAUACGAACUGUCUGCGUGAGAGCUGUAGCUGCUCAUGCGGACGACUCAAAAUUUCCUUCUGACUGGUUGUUCAAGCAUCGGUGGGGCAAGGGCAAGAAAGAGACGCACACACUGAAACUACCUACUGGAGAACCUGCAACGAUCAAGUGGAUUAAGGUUGGGGGGCGUACCUCAGCAUACAUUGCAGAGCUCCAGAAGCUCAACUCCUCCGGGACUGUCGGAGAUCUGCAAGAGGCUGACGAACCGGAAGAAAGCGAUCUGACGCCUCUAUCGGACGAACCAACGGUCGUUACGACCGCCGGCAAUAAACGCAAGUUCCCGCCCAAGGAUGACACGGCGCCUCGUCGGUCUACCCGUCGAAACACAACAGCCGCAAGGUAA
Gloeophyllum trabeum ATCC 11539 is the source of this 1050-nucleotide messenger RNA. RefSeq lists its product as uncharacterized. Lineage: Eukaryota; Fungi; Basidiomycota; Agaricomycetes; Gloeophyllales; Gloeophyllaceae. The coding region runs from base 1 to 1050 and encodes 349 amino acids. Gene Ontology annotation, cellular component: nucleus. Gene Ontology annotation, molecular function: damaged DNA binding; DNA-(apurinic or apyrimidinic site) endonuclease activity; zinc ion binding. Gene Ontology annotation, biological process: base-excision repair. The record is from RefSeq and is a predicted model, not a curated record. The transcript is spliced from 11 exons.